This is a messenger RNA of Saccoglossus kowalevskii, 2253 nucleotides long. RefSeq lists its product as uncharacterized. Gene Ontology annotation, molecular function: RNA endonuclease activity. NCBI's taxonomy places the organism in Eukaryota, Metazoa, Hemichordata, Enteropneusta, Harrimaniidae. Gene Ontology annotation, biological process: nucleic acid metabolic process. The record is from RefSeq and is a predicted model, not a curated record.
AUGAUUAAACGUACAUAUAUAACUCGUGGAUCGACUUUUGACGGGAACAGUGGAUUGGCCGUUACAGUAUCUCCUGAUGGCACAUACUCGAUAAGUGUAAACAACGAGACAUGGCUGAAUAGCGCAAACACUUUCUUCAAUAUAAAUGGGAAGUUAUUCUCCAGUGAUGACAAGACGCUGCUAUUGGUGAAAAUUUCAGACCCCGCGCCAGGUGCUGAUAACCUUGGAAAUUUCAUGCAACAGUCAAUCGUUUGGCAGGCUCUGACAAAAUCUGGUCAAAAGUCUGUUGUAACAGGUAUAAGAGUCUACAAGGAUAUUUCUGCGGUGGUGUUUAGUCAGAAUUUCCCAGAAGAGUUGACAGGGACAAGCAUCAAUUGGUCAAAUGGUGUAUGUACAGGGUUUCCCAGCUUCAAAGUUGAGGGCAAAAAAGGUGACAAAGGUUUCUUGUCAUACGGGGGACUAUUUCUUGAGACAACGAAUACAGGCGGUUGGCAUACAGGUGGUUUGGGAAUAAAUGAUGGACUAUAUGGAGGACCUUUAGCCAUCUUUGAUAAAAAUCUAAACACAGUGAUGAUAUCAUCGUUUUCUGAAUUCAUGGCUGGAUCACUGCAUCUUCAGAAUGGUGUCAUCAGCUUUGGAAUUAUGGGUAAUGCUAGCAUGAUUCCCCAGGACUAUAAUUAUCAGACUAUUGUUUAUUACAGUCGUGGGAUAAAUCAGGCAAUCUAUGAAUGGGGUGAAACGCUGCUAAAGAAUUAUGGGAAAACAAGAGCAAACAUGAAAUCUGAUUUUAUGGUUAAUUAUUUAGGUUAUUAUACAGACAAUGGUGCUUAUUAUUAUUACAAUACUGAGUCUGGUAAGAACUAUGAGGACACAAUGCUAGCUGUCAAGUUGCAUAUUGAUAUUGAUCAAAUACCUUUCAGAUAUCUGCAGUUGGAUUCGUGGUGGUACUUUAAAGGUGUUGGUGGUGGUGUGAAAAACUGGACUGCCAGAUCUGAUGUGUUCCCACAUGGUUCAGUAUAUCUGUCAGAUAAAAUUGGUCUUCCUAUCAUAGCACAUAACAGGUGGUGGUCCAGUGAUACGACAUAUGCACGUGUGAAUGGUGGUAAAUGGAAUUUUAUCGUGGAACCAGACACCCAGUAUUCUCUUCCAAUCGAUCAGGGUUUCUGGGACUAUCUUCUGGGAACUGCUAGAGACUGGGGAUUGAAAGUAUAUGAACAGGAUUGGUUAAACCAGCAAAUUGAUGAAAUGCAUAUAACACAAAGUGACGUAACUAUUGGUCGUACCUGGUUGAUGCAGAUGGGUAAAGGUGCCUCCAAGAAUGGGAUGACAAUCCAAUACUGUAUGCCUAUGCCAAGACAUGUGCUACAAAGUGUCGAAAUACCAGUGGUCACACAGAUCAGAGCAAGUGAUGACUACCAUCCUGGUAAUGAUCAAUGGAAAAUUGGAUUAAGUUCAAUCCUGCACCAUGCAGUAGGACUAGCACCUUAUAAAGACACCAUGUGGACUAGCAGUAAACAACCAGGGGAUCCUUAUACAAAUGGAACCGAACUUUUCACCGAGUUGCAGAGUGUGGUGUCAUUAUUGAGCAGUGGUCCUGUGGGUCCUGGAGAUAAAAUAGGAUACAUGAACAAAUCACUAAUAAUGAGAUCCUGCAACAGUGACGGUUUGUUACUGAAACCAUCCAAGCCAGCAACAGCCAUUGAUCCACAGAUAUAUAGAAGUGCUUUAGGGAGUGGCGGUCCUGAUGGUGAAGUGUGGUCGACUUACAGUGAUAUUGCAGCAUAUAGAUUUGGUACUUUACUCUGGGUUAAUGUUAAAACAUCGUAUCCUAUCACUCCACAACAGGCUGGAUUUGGACAGCUUGGUAGUAGUUAUGCCUUCAGUGACAGGAAUCCUGCAGGCACAUUAGUCAAAUUUGAUGAGAAAAAUCUACUAAACCAACAGAAAUGUGGAAAAGAUGACUUCGGACUAUGGCAUACUACACCUGAAAUACCAAUUACAGCAAGCAAUAGAUCUGUAUUACUGCUCGGUGAGUUAUCUAAAUGGGUGAAGAUGUCUCCUCAGCGUGUUAUCGAUAUCAUAACUUACUCCGCAGAUAUCGUACUAACAUUACAAGGCGGUGUUGGUGAACACAUUGAAUUCACUCUGGUUUAUACUGAUGAUUUGAAGACACCACAAGUUGUGAAAUGUGUUUUCCCUGAGUCUGGUAAAAUGCAGAUGCACAUUUCAAACAAAAAGUGUCAUCCAUAUUGA